Messenger RNA from Aspergillus pseudotamarii, 554 nucleotides. RefSeq lists its product as uncharacterized. The transcript is spliced from 2 exons. Lineage: Eukaryota; Fungi; Ascomycota; Eurotiomycetes; Eurotiales; Aspergillaceae. The coding region runs from base 152 to 442 and encodes 96 amino acids. The record is from RefSeq and is a predicted model, not a curated record.
GGCAGAUAUACCGGGACAAUUCGAGAACAUAUGGAGAAAAAAUAACUCUACUUGUUAAAUACAUGAUAGAAAGAAGACCUUAAAGAUACAGCCAUACUCUCUCCACGAGUCUUCUCCCGAACUUCACCGAUAACCAACAUUAUAAAUCACCAUGCCAAAUCUUACUCUCGGAAAGGGCGCAUCGCCCGCAACCAGAUCCCGCAAUACAGCUAUCCUAAGCAUGUUCGCCGUGAUCGGCGGGACUUGGCUCGCCUUUCGGUCGCUAUCACCUCAGAGAAGCCAAGCGGCGGUGUCAGAGGGUGAUCGACAAGCCAUAGAUGGCGAAAUCAAAUUAGGACGCCCAGAAGUCGUUUCAGAAGCCGAUCGACAAACGAUGAAGGGCGGCGAACCUGGCGAGAAUAAGAUCGGACGUGCGCCGCAUAAAGGGCUUACGACGCCUUGACAUAUAUUUAUCAAGUCUUACAAUCGACACUGUUGUUUUUGGUUUCUACUUUUAUAUGUACGUAAAUAAAUAAUGCCGAGAAAAGCAAUGGAGAUACGCAUUAUAGGGUUUA